Molecule: messenger RNA, 4724 nt
Organism: Mytilus californianus (California mussel)
Lineage: Eukaryota; Metazoa; Mollusca; Bivalvia; Mytilida; Mytilidae
Product: protocadherin-7-like
Exons: 4
Coding region: 142-3675 (1177 amino acids)
Biological process (GO): homophilic cell-cell adhesion
Cellular component (GO): plasma membrane
Molecular function (GO): calcium ion binding
Source: RefSeq, a predicted model, not a curated record
AGUUAUUUGUGUGAUCGAUGUGUAUCUUGGGUUUUUUGUUAGAUUUAGAAUUCAUUUCGCUUUUAACUUUCACGACGAGAAGAUUGAAAGACUAUAGUUAUUUUUUGGUGCAGGGAUCAAUAAUGCUGGCGGACAAUUAAAAUGAAUCCCGGUAUUUGUUGUAUCCUGCUCUUCUGUAUGUAUGGCCUGGCUUCAGCAACAGACAUUGUGUACCACUUGCUUGAAGAGCAACCGCCACGGACAUUUGUUGGAAACGUUGCAGACGACACAAAUUUAAGAUCAACAUUAAAUGAAAGUGAUUUUAACAGACUUCAAUUCGAAAUAUUAAAAGAGGGAAGCAAAUACGCUGACUGGUUCACAAUCGACAUUAAAAGGGGCCAGUUGGAGACUAGUGAAGUAAUAGAUCGCGAGAAUGUAUGCACUUCCCCUCAGUCUUGCAUUCUAGGAUUAGAUAUUGCAAUUUACCAAGAAGAUAAAGUUAAUUCACUCAUUUUAGAUUUAUACCAAGCCUUUCGUUUACAAAUUAUUUUAGACGAUUUGAAUGAUAAUGAUCCAUCGUUUCCGAAGUCCGAACUUAGUUUGACUGUUCCGGAAUCUUCCGAGAUUGGGUAUGUUCUGUUCAUAAGCUCAGCGGACGAUCCAGACAGUGGUGAAAAUAAUGGUGUUUCUACUUAUGAACUCAUAGCAGACGACGAUACUUUUACUCUGCAGACACCAGGAGUCGAUGGCGGGAAUCUUGGCAUUGUUGUUAAUAAAAACAUUGAUCGAGAAACGCAAAAGUUUUACCGUUUUCGAGUGGUUGCUAAGGACGGUGGAAUCCCAAUCCGAAGCGGUAGUGUAAUGAUAAAUGUUACUGUGCUGGAUACAAACGAUAAUUCUCCGAUCUUUGAACGUCUAGAAUACGCCGUGUCUUUCCCCGAAAAUACCCCCGUUGGAACGACUGUACUGAAAGUAACGGCAGAUGACGAUGAUAUUGGGGAAAAUGGCGAAGUCUUGUAUAGAUUUAGCGCAAGGGCUUCAGAUAAGGUAAAAAACAUUUUCGACGUUAAUGAUAUAUCGGGUGAAAUAAAAUUGAAAAAAGACAUUGAUUAUGAAAAAGACAAGUCUUUUCAGUUCACCGUUGAGGCAUAUGAUAAAGGAGCAUCUUCCAAUAAAGCCCAGUCAAUUGUUACAGUUACUAUUACUGAUGAAAACGACAAUUCACCGGAAAUACAUAUCAAUAUACCACCAAGUGGCUCUGAAAUUCCUGAACCAGCUGAAGUUGGUCGAUACAUCGCUUACGUCGAAGCACAAGAUCCCGAUAGCGGCGAAAACGGCACUGUGACGUGUACUAUUAACAGCGAUUAUUUCAGACUAGAAUCUAUUAAUACUGGGAUGUAUAAAGUCAAGCUGAACCGUUUGCUUGACAGGGAAACAGUUCCAGUUCAUAACAUAAACAUUAUAUGCUCUGAUAAUGGGAAACCAAAGCGAUCUAACACCACCAUGCUAUCAAUUCGUGUAUUAGAUAUCAAUGAUAAGUUUCCGGUGUUCAAUCAAUCACAUUACGAUAUAAAUGUCCAUGAAAACAAUAAAAUUGGCGAUGUUAUUGGCAUGGUAACUGCGACUGAUGAAGAUAUCGGUGAGCAUGCGCGUCUCGCAUACCAUAUAGAACACGAUUUUGAUGAAGAGUAUUUUAAAAUCGAUCAAAAUACGGGUCUUCUCAGUGUAAAUAGUGUUUUUGACAGAGAGGAACGAUCCUUUUACGAGUUCAAAGUUAUAGCAAAAGAUUCCGGACAGAUUAUUCAUAGCUCUUCCGCAACUGUUCGCGUUCGAAUUGUCGACAAAAAUGAUGGCACGCCGACGUUUACGGAAGAUCGUUAUAUUUUCUACGUUGAAGAAGGAACGCAGUUUGGAACGGAAGUUGGUAAUGUUACCGUGGUAGAUCACGAUACUGGAGCUAACGGCGAAGUUUCUUUCUUGCAGGAUUUUCCAUACUCUAAUGUUUUUGUAAUUGAUUCAGCAACUGGGAAAAUAACAACAAAAAAUAUCAUUGACCGCGAGACUAAUGCAAGUUAUAUUUUCGACCUGACCGCACAAGACAAAGGAAACCCUGCACUACAAAGUACGACAAGAAUAGAAAUCUAUGUCAAAGAUGUCAACGAUAAUUUCCCGUUAACAAGUUUCCCUACAAAUCUAAAUAACACUGUAUCUGUACCGCAGACAACCACAAUUGGAACCAUCAUCGCAAGAAUCAGCGCAACGGACUUAGACGAAGGCGUAAACGCUCAGCUGACGUAUCAUAUUAUGCAGGGUGACCAACGUGGAAUAUUUAGAAUAAACAAUCUGACAGGUGCGAUGAUAGUCAAUAAACAUAUCGAUGAAAGCGACGCUGGAACAUAUAAAUUGCUGAUUGCAGUACAGGAUAAUGGCAUACCACAACGUACCACUAGGACAUACCUCGUUCUGAUUAUUCAGGAUGACAAUGGCCGACAGAACAUGAUCAUUGCCAUUGCCGUGGCAACCGUUACUUUUGCUUUAUCAGUGGCGAUGAUUUUGACUAUUUUUGUUAUCCGACGACGAGAUGUAAUGAGAAAGAAACAGAAGGAACUUGAAGUCAAAUCUGACAAACAGAACGUCGUUGUCGGAUGGUUGAAAUGUCUGUCAACAUCGCCAAAAGAUAUUCCGAAAAUGAGCAUGGGUGAAAAGGUCAAGGACACAAAUAAACAGAUGGACUAUAAGACUGGUACUGAUAUGCAGCUAAUGGUUCCAGACACCGGAAGUACGUCUUCAGAAGACAGCAAAUCAAUCGGGCCUGGGUCCAAUCAAAAUUUAACAAAGAUUGACAACAACCUGAACGAAAAGAAGGAAGAAAUGUCACCCAGAGAGCAGGACAGUGGGUUUGGUGAGAGCCUGGAAAGACGGGGAUUGCAAGAAAUGAAAGGAGGAUUUCAUGAUGAAACACAGCGGUCGAAAACAUCAUAUUUAGACAGCAGAGGCGUACGGAUUCCCUCCCCUUACUUAGAUACCUCACUUCCGAACCGAUGUUGGAAGAAAAACGACAGGCAGACAUAUAAUCGAACCAUAAGUUUCGAUGAAGAAGUUUUACGCGAGAGAGAACGAGAUAAAUCAAAUUUGCCUUCUUUUUCAAGUUUUAAUUGUCGGUCUAUAUCCGAUUCAGGACAAAAUUCAAACUUGUUCACUAUAUCAGAACAAAAACAACCUUAUGGAUACCACAGCUUACAAAGGAAUCCACCAAACAGUAAUAAAUCAUUGAAUUCAAAGUACUCUUUCAGAAAUCCACCGCGGAGGGAUUUGCCACCGAUAAGUGCAACACCUGAACCGGAAGUUAUAGAAACUUGUGACUUUGAGCCAUAUUCAUAUGGCAACAAACCAUACUCGUUAGACAGACAUUCUUUUUCAGAUAAUCAUAUAAACAUUCAUUCUGAUAUUUAUUCUCAAAGUCCACGAUCAGAAAUAUAUACUCAGAGUCCAAGACCUUAUAGUCCGAGGUCAGACAUCUAUGUGCAAAGUUCAAGAUCAGACACAUAUGUGCCGCUUUCAGGAUUAGAUACAUAUGUAGAAAGUCCUAGGUCUGACACAUAUGCUAAUAAUUCGAGACUUAAUACUCAUGCAAACUCCCAUGCCAGAGAUGGAAUCAUUUUGGGCAAAAUUGACAAUAAUGAUAUCGUUGUAUAGUUACUAUAACAAUGAAAUUUCAACACAACGAAAAUUGUUGAAGAAAAAAAGUGCUACAUAAAUGUGAUAUUUUCAAAGCGAUGACUGAUCUCAGUGACUUUAAUGUAAUGAUACAUUUAGUUUAAAAAUACCAUUGGCAGAUCAUUUUCUGCGUACAUAUGUGUUCGUGUGGUUUAGCUUUUUGUUGCUCAUUGUUCAGGGAAUUUUAACAUCUCCUCAUUCUUUUUAGAGAUUAUAUUUUCAAAACUAGAAAAAAAAUCGAUAACAAUUUGGAUUGAUCCCCUUUAAAAAUUUCAAAACCCGGCAACAAAGUUAAGUAAAUUUCCAGUUUUAUAUUUAUUGACAUAUUCAAUCUUGCCCGAUUGACAAUACUUGAUAGAUCUGCUGUCAAUCAAUCUCAAUCAACAUAAUCUUAUACGAGGGGGAUACAAGCUAUUGUAAUGUGGGAUAUAUGGUAAAAAAAAGUAUAUAUGUAGGAUAAAGGGGCAAGAAAAUUGUGUAAUCUGGAAAAAAGAAUGAAAAAAAAAUAGGAAGUUGGAAAAAAAAAAUACAAAAAAGCGGGAUUUAGGAAAUGAGCACCUCCGUAUCACCCCCUCUCAUAUACUAACAUUCUCUUGAGAAUUAUGAAUUGUCAAUGGUAUUCUUGGACGUAAUAUUUAGUUUUGUGUGCCAAAGGUUUUAUUUGUACUUGAAAUUUAGAUUUUACUUGUUUUUGUCUUUGUAUAGUUUUUGAUGGCUGGAAGAAUAUAUGUGUAUAUUUAUAUAAUACGGUUGCAUGGAUGAGUGCAUGGUUAAACAGAAUAAAUUCGGGAGUAAAUGUGUUUUAUGCGUGCGCAUGAUUUUUAGUUAGGUGAUGGGAGAAUAUUUCUAGCUCAUUUUUUAAAGGUACAAAUGAAAUUAGAAGAAAGAUAAAAAUGCAGUGCAACUAUAUUUAUAUGUGUCGUUUAUGGCAGAUCUGUAACCUAUGCGUCGUAUCUCUAAUACGGGUAGUUAUGAAAAAAUCAUAUUUGGUGGUGUCAUGACGCAAGCUAAUUUCGCUGCCUUUCAUA